AUGACAGGAUUUAAAAUCAGGUCUGUUUAUUUGUUAGCAGUACUUCUCUUCAGUACUAUUUCGACCGCCUUGUGGGAUGGAGACUGUAGAUUAGAUUGGAGCAGAGGUGUAUUGCGAUGCAUUAAAGAAAUACCUUGUGCAGAAAGAUUCACUUAUGUUAGGGAAGAAAGUUGGGGCUGGUGGACACAUCCUAGGUAUGGUAGGGAAUACAGAUGUAACUAUAUUACUGUCUGUAAACCAGAAUUUGUCGAAGUAGAUAUCCCUGUAAACAACUAUGUUCCAUAUCCUCGUCCAUGCCGCCCUCCUCCAAUAUCAAAUCACUGCCGCCCACCUCCUCCACCUCCUCACCCAACUUUCACACAUGAUUGGUGGCAUUUUCCUUGUUCUCACCCUCACCCAAAUCCAUGUCCUCAUCCACAUCCACACCCAUGUCCAAACCCCCAUCCACAUCCUCACCCAUGUCCACAUCCGCCAAAACCAACAUGUACAAAACCUACUUUCACCAGGCCAACAUGUACGAAGCCUACUUUCACUAAACCUACUUAUACUAAACCUACAUGUACAAAACCAACAUUUACAAAACCAACAUGGACUAUUCCAAGUUUAACUAAAUCUUCAAUAACAAUUACUAGUGAAUCCUUUACUUAUUCUUCAACCAACACUCAUACCUUCUCUUUGGAUAUAUCUUCAUCCAAAAUUUACCCAAGCUCUGAAGCUUACUCAAGUAGUGAAUUAAUUACAAGUAGCUCUGAAGCUUACUCAAGUAGUGCAUUAAUUACAAGUAGCUCUGAAGCUUACUCAAACAGUGAAUUAAUUACAAGUAGCUCUGAAGCUUACUCAAACAGUGAAUUAAUUACAAGUAGCUCUGAAGCUUACUCAAGUAGUGAAUUAAUUACAAGUAGCUCUGAAGCUUACUCAAACAGUGAAUUAAUUACAAGUAGCUCUGAAUCAUUUUCAUCUAUCGAAACGACUAGUAAGGAUACCACUAGUUAUGGAGAAACUUCUUCACGUUCAUUUAUAUUAUCUACUCCAGAACCUAUUCAUAGAACUUCUACAACCACUACUUAUUGGACGGGAUCUUAUGAAACAACAUUCUCUACAAUAACUAAAACAUCAACUGGUACCGAUAAUUUUGUAACUACGGAAACAAUUUAUAUCGUUGAAACUCCGAUAAGAGCUCUUCUAUCAACCACAUCAAAUUACUGGUUCUCUUCUCAUUUCACUACAACCACUCUUUACACUACAACUUUUACAGGUUCAGACAAUUUUGAAACUACAGAAACUGUUUAUGAAGUUUUCAUUCCUAUAUAUGAAAGCACAACUACAAUUUAUACAGACUUCCCGGAUCCUAUAUUGUUGAUACAACAAACCAAUUAUCCAGUCUAUUAUACAACAAGUACUAUGAUUGAAAUCGAAAAUGAACUUGAUUGUAUAUUAGAGAUGAUCUAUGUCUACUUAGGAUCGGAACUAGGUUCAUUUAACGGAACUAUCAAUUUCGACGAAGUCCUAGAAGUUGGCAAAAAUUAG
Messenger RNA from Vanderwaltozyma polyspora DSM 70294, 1527 nucleotides. RefSeq lists its product as uncharacterized. Gene Ontology annotation, biological process: flocculation. The transcript has a single exon. Bases 1 to 1527 code for a protein of 508 amino acids. The record is from RefSeq and is a predicted model, not a curated record. NCBI's taxonomy places the organism in Eukaryota, Fungi, Ascomycota, Saccharomycetes, Saccharomycetales, Saccharomycetaceae.